This is a messenger RNA of Mucor velutinosus, 792 nucleotides long. RefSeq lists its product as uncharacterized. Bases 1 to 792 code for a protein of 263 amino acids. Lineage: Eukaryota; Fungi; Mucoromycota; Mucoromycetes; Mucorales; Mucoraceae. The transcript is spliced from 2 exons. The record is from RefSeq and is a predicted model, not a curated record.
AUGGCCACCAGCCAAAUCCAAUUAAAAUAUCGCUUGACUUCUACUCAAGAUUGUACAACACCCACUACUCGGCCCAAGCCAGCCUCUACAACCGCUAAAAGUCGUCUUACAACACCUACCAUCCCGUCUGUCUCCACUAAACGUCGACUCUCCACAUUAGCUAGACAAACACUUACCCCUCUUCCCUCAUCUGUUAGUCUUCGACCCAAGUUAACAGCUACAACCCGACUCACCCGUUCCAUCACCAAAGCCAUGGUCGAGAACACCCUACCUCCUGCUGCCAACGCUAUUCCUCCUGUAGCCGUGUCCAACGUAGCUUCAACCACGACGACCCCCACUAAACCUUUCCCUCUUUCACUGAGUGACCUCAACAUUCACUCCGUGCCCAAUCUCCCUGACUACCUCAAGGACAUUUACGCCCGACUCGAUAGUCAAGCAUCCCAAAUCUCUGAGAUGCAAGCUCUUAUCCAGGAGAACCUUCGUUCGUCCUUGGAUCAAACCAAAAAACAAUUAGAGGAUGCCCAGCAACGGAUUCGCCAACUUGAAUCACAGCAAGCUCCGCAGUCCUUCCUUGCUCCUGAAUCGACUGCUGCCUCACCUUCUCCAAUUACUAUGGCCCAACCUUCUUUUGCCGACGUCGCCAAGAAACAAGCGGACCCUUCUGCCGUCAAACGUCCCAAAGCUAAAACCAUACCUCGAAAGAGGCUUCAACCUCUCAACCUUAAUGUUACCGAUGCCAGUCUUGCUGCUGCUCGUCAAUUUUUGGUCGUGUCACCCAACCAUGGUUACUGA